Messenger RNA from Scomber scombrus (Atlantic mackerel), 2010 nucleotides. It is a transcript of the gene prim2, whose product is annotated as DNA primase subunit 2. The transcript has 14 exons. The coding region runs from base 50 to 1594 and encodes 514 amino acids. Gene Ontology annotation, cellular component: alpha DNA polymerase:primase complex. Gene Ontology annotation, biological process: DNA replication, synthesis of primer. The record is from RefSeq and is a predicted model, not a curated record. Lineage: Eukaryota; Metazoa; Chordata; Actinopteri; Scombriformes; Scombridae.
UUGGCGGGAUUCAGUUGACAAGAAGCUACUUCAUCGUCUAAUCGGCACCAUGCAGUUCGGAAGCAGAAGAAAGAAGCUUAAUACCGACAUUCAGACAGAGCUCUAUGGACACCCUCUGCAGUUUUACGGGCAGCCUCCUCUUGAAAACAUCUCUCUCACCGAAUUUGAGACAUUUGCUGUGGAGAGACUGAAGUUGUUGAAGACCAUUGAGAAUUUGGGAGUGAGCUAUGUGAAACAGUCAGAGCAGUACUCACAAAAACUGCAGAGUGAGAUUAAAAACCUCAACUUUCCCUACAGGCCAGAGGCUGAUGACAGAAAAAUUCAGACUGGACCAACUGAAUACGAGAAACGAAGAAAGGACCAUAUCUCCCACUUCAUUCUCAGACUUGCUUACUGCCAGACGGAGGAUCUAAGGAGAUGGUUCAUACAACAGGAAGUUGAUUUGUUCCGCUACCGCUUCAAUCACCUACAUCCAACGCAAAAAUUGGAAUUUCUGCACAAAAAUAGUCUGCAGUAUGAUACAGUUAGUGCCGAGGAGAAGGUGAUUCUGAAGGAUAAACUUGUUAACUCCAGUUACGCAGUCAGUGGAAUCACUGUGGAGGGUCAGGACUUCUACAAAGUUCCUUUUCAAGACGCCCUGGACCUAGUGCGAACAAGGAAAGUUUACCUCAAAGCAGGCUACGUGUACAUACCACACCAGGACAUUGUCACGAUUGUUCUCAAUGAUUUCCGUACAAGACUGUCUAAAGCACUCGCGCUGACGGCUCGCUCGCUACCAGCAGUGCAUUCUGAUGAACGGCUCCAGCCUCUCCUUAACCACCUCAGUCAUGCCUAUGUUGGACAAGAUUAUAGCAUCCAGAAGAACGUUGGAAAAAUCUCCUUGGAGCAAAUUGAUUCACUUUCAGGGAAGUCCUUCCCACUAUGUAUGAGGCAGCUCCACCAGUCCCUGAGAGAGAACCACCAUCUCCGCCAUGGUGGCCGCAUGCAGUACGGCCUCUUCCUAAAGGGUAUCGGCCUCUCUCUGGAGCAGGCCAUGCAGUUCUGGAGGUCAGAGUUCGUAAAGGGCAAAGUGGAUGCAGACAAGUUUGACAAAGCAUAUGCCUACAGCAUCCGCCACAUGUUUGGCAAAGAAGGCAAGCGAACAGAUUACACCCCCUACAGUUGCAUAAAGGUGAUUUUGUCCAAUGCACCCAGCCAAGGCGACCAUCAUGGAUGUCCGUUCCGUCACAGUGACCCAGAGCUGCUGAAGCAGAAGCUUCAGGUCUACAAGGUGUCUCCCAGUGGAAUCAGUCAGAUACUGGAGCUGGUUAAAGGGAUGCACUAUCAGCUGGCGUGCCAGAAGUACUUUGAGCUGACACACAAUAUUGAAGACUCCAAUUUCUCACUCAGUCACCCCAACCAGUACUUUGUAGAGAGCCAGAGAAUUUUAAGCGGAGGUAAGGACAUAAAGCGAGAGAUGGACACUCCAAAGAGGUCGCAGGAAAACUCUGCUGCCAAAGGAUCCAACACAACUCACGAGGCAGCAGCAAAUCCCUCCCAGGAUUUGGCAGACAUGACCGAUGAACAAAUAGACUCUUUCUUUCAAGAUGCCUGAUUUUCCUUUUUCUUUUCUUUUUUCUUAACUUUUAUACAUGUAGAAAUAAAUGUUUGUUUUUUCUAUGGAGGCUCAUGCUGGGGAAUCAUCCAUAUCUGAGUUGAAUCUUAAGACUGGCAUGAUAAGUCCUCUCAGUAAUCUCUCAAUGAUUUGUUGAUUUAUUCUCAACAUAGACAGACUGAGUUAACCUUGAUGAGACAUUAUUCCAACGUCAACAUCAGACCAUCAGAGUUUUCUACCUAAUAAAAUUCUUGUUACACUUGUUAAUAUGUGAUUCUGCAUGAUUCAUUUUGAGUACUUAACCCCUGUUAAAAGUAGUUUUUGUUUUCCCUCCAGUCUGAACUCGCACAGCUUUUACUCAGUCUCGGUGCACAGUGUUUUGGCAGGGAUGUGGUUUUGGGGGCUAAUGACUAGAA